Lucilia sericata (common green bottle fly) is the source of this 1755-nucleotide messenger RNA. Its product is annotated as histone-lysine N-methyltransferase set1-like. The coding region runs from base 1 to 1740 and encodes 579 amino acids. Lineage: Eukaryota; Metazoa; Arthropoda; Insecta; Diptera; Calliphoridae. The transcript has 3 exons. The record is from RefSeq and is a predicted model, not a curated record.
AUGGAUUUAUUUAAAUCCGCUACUGACGUUUCUGUGAAUGACUUAAGUUCAUCAAAUUCAGCCACUGCCAAAACUAGCUGCCAGCAACAACAACAGCAAUCGCAAUCACAACAGUCAACACAACAGGAAUCAUCAUCAACAUCUAAACCACAAUCGAGAAAAUUACCCAAACGUUAUCAAGGACAUCAUCCGCACUUUCAUCAUCAUACAGCACCAGCUUACUAUACAGAUCUUCAUCUAAAGAUCCAUACACCCGAAGCUAAAGAUUCGGUUAAUGAAAAUUAUCAAAGUGUCUAUAGGACACCAUCGAAACUCAUCAAAGACGAACAUCAAUUUCCGAAAACGACAACAGCAACUCUUCCAGCACCACCACUAUCCAUAAGUCCUCAGCAAAAAUUAUCGAAGGAAGUUGAAGAAAAUACAGGAACAUUUUUUCGUGGGGCUUACACUCACAGCGAUCAGCAGAGACAACAGAAUCGCAACGAUCCUUCUUUUAUGCCGUCAAACAGAAGAUCGCAGAAACCUAUCAAAGCCGACGCCGAAUUGCCUCCACAACAGACGGUAACGGGUCGUAGUCGUAAUACUCAGCGUUUUGCAAAUCGUAAACGGGCCGUAAGGGUACGUAGUGAAUCGCGUCCAAUUAGUGCUCUGUAUGAUAUAAUAUGCAAAGAAAAAGGUCUCGAUAUAGCCACCACCACUACAAACGACGAAGAUUCUUCGCCAUCGCUUAGUCACGACGACGAGAAAGCACACACCACCACCACCACAAGUAGAUCUCGUAGAUCACAUUCUCGAUCCGUGUCACGACAAACUAAGACUUCAGUGGCCAGUAGCAAUAAUUCCAAUAUGUCCGGUGGUUUGGCCAAUAAUUCUUCAGGUGGCGAUCACCCUCAGCACAGAUCAGCCCUGCAACAGAAGAAACGUAACGAUAAAUACUCACCAAAUACCAUUUUUAUCAAUGAUCUCAGCGAUGAUGAUGACGAUGAAAUCCAUCGCUUAGAGGGUGGUUGUUCACGCAAAAACUUCCGCAUGCGCAACUCGCACAAAAAGGGAAAUCUUUGGGAUGAAUUACAACAGACCAAAUCCUCUUCACUACCGCCGGGUCUGGCAAAUCAUAACAGUCAUGACUCAUUAUCCGACAUAUCAAAAAAGAACAAUAAAGAAUCCUUAGUAUGUGUCAAGUCCAGUAGUGGUAGUAAAACUUUGCCAAGUUCUAAUGCUAAUCAUGCAGCACAACCACAAUCGACUUCAUCAAAUCCAUCAUUAUCAUCAAAUACCACCACUUUAAGUGUAGAACCCAUUCACAUGCAUUUGAGUAGUAGUUCGCUACAUGAUCAACCACAUACAGGUGCUGGCACCAACAACACAACCACGACUGCAAUCACCAGCAACCAACAGCUAGAACAAGAUCAGCUGCAGCAACAACAGCAUUCUCUUAAAACUGAUCGUUAUUCUCGUAAACAUAGACGUUUGCGUGACGAUAAACCGAGACGUCAUACUGAUGGUGCCAUAAAACUAUUUCCAUCUGAGUUAAAUGAUUUUGAUAGUGAUGAUAUUCAUCAUAGUAAUGAAGAUGAUGAUCAUCAUCAGCAGCAGCAGCAGUAUCAGCGUGUUGAUGGUGUUGUCUAUAGUGAUGAUGAUGAUGAUCAACAUCAUCCUUCACAAUAUCAUGAUUUAAAUGGUGCCGGUCACGAUUUUCAUACUUUAGCUGGUAAUGCCGCUGCAAAUGCUAAAAGGUAAGUGUUUUGAAAAUUA